Metopolophium dirhodum (rose-grain aphid) is the source of this 1184-nucleotide messenger RNA. RefSeq lists its product as uncharacterized. The transcript has 3 exons. Bases 151 to 699 code for a protein of 182 amino acids. Lineage: Eukaryota; Metazoa; Arthropoda; Insecta; Hemiptera; Aphididae. The record is from RefSeq and is a predicted model, not a curated record.
GUACAAUAUGUAUGAUUAGUAUUUUAUAUACUAUACGAUAUCGGACAUGGCUUCAUAAUUGGAGAGCAAGCUAUAUUUGAUGGUCAAAUGAAAAUGGUCAUAAUUAAUUAGGAGGUACUCAUAUAAGAUUACCUCGGCAAUAUUAAAUUAAUGGAUGCAAUGGAUACAAUUUCAUCAACAGCCAAUAAGCUGUUAAAAGAAUUUUCUUUAGACAAUAGAUAUGAAGUAAUAUCAUUGACUGCUUAUGAGGGGAAAAUAAACAUUCAAGAAAAUAUUAACAACUUCUUAGAUAAGGAAUUUAUUGAGUGUAAAAGCUGCAAAAGUGAGAGAGUUAUAACUGCCAGCAUAAAAAACCAUUUGUUGAUAGAACUACUAUCAUUACCUACAGAUCUAGAAGCAUCAAUAAGCAUAUCCAAUCUGAGUGAUAUAGGAGCAAUCCAAAACAAUUAUGCAGGAGAAGUCCAUUUGUAUUUAGAUGAUAUUCCAAAAACAAUAAAAAUUAAUGAUAUUUAUUUUUUGAGAGGAGCUAUAGGGUUUUGUGGACAAGACCGGUGGGGAUUAAGAGUGACCACAGGACACUAUAAAGCGUUUGCAUACAGAUCAAAUGACCAAUGGGAAGUGUAUGAUGAUCUCAGAGAUGGCAUAUCAUUAAAUACAAAAAAGAAGGAAAAUAUUGAAAUGCUAUUGUAUUCAAAAUAAAUUGUAAAUAUAAAACGUCAACAUUUCGAAUUAAUUUUUAUUUAAAUAUAUUCCGUUUCCAAUUAAUACGUGAGGUGCUCAACAGGCAUGUGACAUUUAUGUAAAAUAAAAAAAAACAUAGUUAUCUUACUACAAUUAUUAGCAAUUAAUUAAAAAUAAUGCUAAAGAACACUUUACUGAAAAUUAGAGUGAAUUAGUAAAGUAUAAGUUUAACUUAUUUAACUAUAAAAAUUGUAUUCAAUGUAAAUAAUAUAAAAGUAUACUAAAAUUAAAUAAAUAAAAUUACAGGUAAAUCAAUAUAAAUUAAAACGAUAGUCUGUCAGUUCAUACUACUAAGUAUAUAUUUUUAGUAUACAUUUAUAUUGCUGUAAUUAAUUGUAUUAAUCGAAACUUCUCUUUAGAUCUAAAUAUAUCACCUCAUAUUUCUCAAUUGGUAGUAAAAUGAGGCUAUUUCAGCAAUAAUCAAUAGUUUGUCAACAAUUUGG